Messenger RNA from Camelina sativa (false flax), 892 nucleotides. The record is from RefSeq and is a predicted model, not a curated record. NCBI's taxonomy places the organism in Eukaryota, Viridiplantae, Streptophyta, Magnoliopsida, Brassicales, Brassicaceae.
UCAUCAUUCAUCAAAGAGUUACUUACUUAGUAACACAUAGUCAUCACAAUGACGGGCUCUGGCUCUCCUUGUGGAGCAUGCAAGUUCUUAAGAAGGAAAUGUAUAAAAGAAUGUGUGUUUGCCCCAUACUUCUGCUAUGAACAAGGAGCUUCACAUUUUGCAGCCAUUCACCAAGUGUUUGGUGCCAGCAAUGCUUCUAAAUUGCUCUCUCAUCUUCCCGUGGAAGAUCGACGCGAAGCCGCUACUACAAUCUAUUAUGAAGCUCAAGCUCGCCGUCAAGACCCCAUCUAUGGCUGCGUUUCUCAUAUAUUUUCCCUUCAACAGCAAGUUGUGAAUUUACAAACACAGCUAGAGAUUCUAAAGCAACAAGCAACACAAAGCAUGAUGGCUAGAGAUUCUCAAUCCAUAGAAAACUCUAAUUGCUAUCGAGAUUAUAUGCCUCAACAUCUUCAAGAACCUCAAGAUCUCCAUCUUCGUCAUCAUCAUCAUCAUCAUACCACUUCGAAUUAUCAAAAUAUUAAUGGAAGUUUGGAAACGGAGCGCUACUCUGAUCUAAAGAAUAUCAUGACGACGUCGUGCUACCACCAGAACCAAACCGGGACGAGGUCAUUCAUCGGAGCUGGUGGAGAUACCACGGCAGCGAGUUACUACUACAACUCCUCAAGUGGCUGCAGUGAAGAAAUUAACUCGACCAUCGGUGAAUUUUCCAAAUAUUCUGAAUUGGAUCAACAUUUGAACACUUUUAAUCAACAUCUUCAUGGCGGUGGCGGCAAUGAUCUGCUGUCCGCGAGUUUUGAGUACACCCCGUAGUCGUGAUGUCUUUUUUUUUUGGUGAAGAUAUGAAUGAACACGAUCAAGAACCGAUAUAUAUUAGUAAUAUAGUAUACUUUUA